Aethalodelphis obliquidens (Pacific white-sided dolphin) is the source of this 488-nucleotide messenger RNA. RefSeq names its product distal membrane arm assembly component 1 (gene DMAC1). The transcript has 2 exons. Bases 35 to 373 code for a protein of 112 amino acids. NCBI's taxonomy places the organism in Eukaryota, Metazoa, Chordata, Mammalia, Artiodactyla, Delphinidae. The record is from RefSeq and is a predicted model, not a curated record.
GAAGGUUCCUACGGCUGAGACCGAGCUCUUAAUCAUGGGUUCUUCCGUUUCCCAGCCACUUGAGCCAGUCAAGGAGGUUGCGCCUCCUGAGGUCGCCUCCUCCGCCAACCCCGUGCCCGUCAUUGCACCCGGAGCGCUGACCCCUCCAGCGGAAGCCCCUCUGUUUAAUAACUGCUGGAGCUGUCGCGUGCUCUCCGGGUCCGGGCUGAUAGGGGCGGGCGGGUACGUGUACUGGGUGGCACGGAAGCCCAUGAAGCUGGGAUACCCCCCGGGUCCAGGCACGAUUGCGCAGAUGGUCUUCGGCAUCAGCAUUGCUUGCUGGGGUGUCGUCAUCCUGUCAGACCCCAAAGGGAAGGCCUUCCGCGCUGGUUGAAGUACCACCACUGAAUGUGUCAUCUCUCGGCGUCCCCAUGACACACAGAACAAGCAUGGGGCGUAUGGAUGUUCUGGACAGACACAUGGACAUUGGCAGACUCAGUCCUGCAGAU